GCAGGGACUGCGCUGUCCCAACGCCCGCAGUAGGGUGGAAACCGGGUGGCCGCAGUUUGUCGUGGCCUUGGACGGUUUUUGAGGGCUCUCACUCGCCACCUUCCCUCCUUGGGUUCCCGCGAUGCUGAUGUACCAGGUAAAACCCUAUCACGGGGGCGACGUGGCUCUCUGUGUAGAGCUUCCGACCUGCAUGUACCGGCUCCCUAAAGUGCACGGCAGGAGCGGCGGCCCUGCGCCCAGCUCGGGCCCGGCGGCCCACCUGCAGGAAGAGUCUGACCCAUCUCUUCAAGCCCUUGAGUCCCGCCAAGACGAUAUCUUAAAACGCUUGUAUGAAUUGAAAGCUGCAGUUGAUGGUGUCUCCAAGAUGAUCCAAACACCAGAUGCGGACUUGGAUAUAACCAACAUAAUCCAGGCUAAGCCCACUGCCUUAAUGACCAAUAAACUGGAUUUAAAUUCAGUGCUUGGAACGGAUUACGGGGCACUGAAGGACAUCGUGAUCAAUGCAAAUCCGGCCGAGCCUCCGCUGUCCUUGCUAGUGCUGCACAGGCUGCUCUGUGACCAUUACAAGGUCCUGUCCUCCAUUCACACACACUCGUCCAUCAAGAGCGUGCCAGAAAAACUUCUCAGGUGCUUUGGAGAGCAGACUGAAAAACGGCCCCGUCAUGAGUAUCAGUUGGGGUUUACUUUAAUUUGGAAGAAUGUGCCAAAGACUCAAAUGAAGUUCAGCGUCCAAACGAUGUGUCCCAUUGAAGGAGAAGGGAACAUUGCCCGUUUCUUGUUCUCUUUGUUUGGCCAGAAGCACGAUGCUAUAAAUUUAACCCUCAUAGAUAGCUGGGUGGAUAUUGCUGUUUUUCAACUGAAAGAGGGGAGCAGCAAAGAAAAAGCCGUGGUUUUCCGCUCCAUGAAUGCUGCUCUCGGGCAGGGCCCCUGGCUCGUUGGCAGUGAACUCUCAGUAGCAGAUGUGGUGCUGUGGUCGGUGCUCCAGCAGGUCGGAGCCCCCAGUGCCGCAGUGCCAGCCAACGUGCAGAAGUGGGUGGAAUCCUGUGGAAACCUCGCCCCUUUUAACUCUGCCCUCAAGCUCCUUAAGUGAAUCUCAGUAACUGAUUUUAAAGAGUUUGGAUUUUAAGAAUGGUGCUUUUUCACACUUACUGAUAAGGGAUUUGUACUGAAAUCCAAGUGUUUUUAUUUAAGCCAGUUAAGUAUCAAUAAAAGCAUCAUGUAAUUUA
Molecule: messenger RNA, 1226 nt
Organism: Choloepus didactylus (southern two-toed sloth)
Lineage: Eukaryota; Metazoa; Chordata; Mammalia; Pilosa; Megalonychidae
Gene: AIMP2
Product: aminoacyl tRNA synthetase complex interacting multifunctional protein 2
Exons: 4
Coding region: 122-1090 (322 amino acids)
Cellular component (GO): aminoacyl-tRNA synthetase multienzyme complex
Source: RefSeq, a predicted model, not a curated record